Molecule: messenger RNA, 3600 nt
Organism: Pelagomonas calceolata
Lineage: Eukaryota; Pelagophyceae; Pelagomonadales; Pelagomonadaceae
Source: the annotation of a GenBank genome assembly
CGCGACCGCUGGCACCGGUGCGAAUGCGCGCGGCGUUAGCGUUCUGCGGUCACGUUGCACGCGCCGGGCCACCGCAAUCCGUUCUGACGGCGCGUGAAAGGCCGCACAAAUCAGCCAAAAGCCCAGCUCUGCAGCCAAGGCUGAGGGCUCAUCGCUGCGCCGCAAACGCCGUAGAACUGCUGCAUUUCGACGCGUGCGCUGCAAUAGAGGUAAUCACGCAGCUGCGUUCGCAGCCGGGGAUCCAACCGCGCGUGCGGCGCGGUCUCACACGAAACAGUUUUGCCAGCUCGCCGCCUGAGCUUCCGCGCGCGCCUCGCGGCACAUCGCUCGCCGCGCUGCUAGCACCAUGAGCUCGAGCGACUCCGAUGACGAGUUACCGAUUGCUAAGAUGAUAGCCAAGCAAAACGGCUCCGCAAAGGCUGAGCCCGCCGUCGACGAGGCGCCAGCCAAGGCCAAGCCGGCGCGCGCGCCGACGACGACGGAGGCCAUCUUCGACGAACCAGACAGCGACGAUGAUCUACCUAUUGGGCAGAUGACGAAGCAAAACGGCGCCGCGAAAGCCGAGCCUGCCGAGGGCCCGCCGGCGAAGCCGAAGCCGAAGACGACAACGGAGGCCAUCUUCGACGAGCCCGACAGCGACGACGAGCCGCCCGCGCGGCGGCCCGCCAAGAAGGCCCGGGCCAAAGCCUCGAAACCGGAGGACGCGACGGCCGGCGACGAGGAGCUGGCGCGGCGCCUCGCCAUGGGCCUGCCGCCGCGCCGCGCGAGCCGCGGCGGCCGCGCGCCGCCGGCGCCCUCGCCGCCGCGGCGCAAGGCCCGCUCGCCGCCGUCGAGCGACGACGAGGAGGAGGACGCCAGCGACGCCGCGAGCGACGCCGCCGAGGAGGCCUCCACAAACGACAAAGACGAGGCGCCCGCUCCCAAAAAGCCGAAGCCCAAGGCCCAGAAGGGCCCCCCGCGCGGCGCCGAGUGCGUCGGGGAACGCAUCCGCGUCUGGUGGCCUCAAGAUCGGUGCUGGUAUUAUGGGGAAGUGUUGUCGUUUGACGGCGAGAAGCACACGCUGCUGUACGACGACGACGAAGAAGAAGUGGUAGACUUGGGCGACGAGCGCUACGAGCUCGGUCCCCCGGAAGAGGAGACCAGUAGUUCUUCGGAAGACGACGAGAGCGAAGAUCUGAGCGAUGACGAGUACACGGACAAAAUCAAGCAGGAAAUAUCCAUAAAGUACGGCAAGGGCGCGGCGUGGUCGGAGCUGUUCUUCGAUCCUUCCUACGAACGGGUCGAGGGCCAAUUGGAAGAAGGCAGGUACGCGAACGCGGCGCCUAGAUUGGUUCCUCAGAAAGAGAAUGGGAGUCAGCCAGCGCCCGAAGAAAGCGAUUCGGAUGAUGAGGACCAGUCGGCGCUGGCUCGAGCUGCGGCCUACAAGGCGGCCUGGCGCGACACGGGCCGAGCGAAGCGGAAGGUGAAGAAGAAGACGGAGGGGCCCUUUCGCCUGCCCUUGCCCAAGUUCGGCUGCAAGCGGCAUACGUCGCGAAAGAAAGCUAGGGAGGCCUACGACGCGCAACCCUUCGCGUUCUUCCCGGGAGAUACUGGUACCAUGUACCAGGACUUUACGUUACCUCUAUCCUUGGUUGUGGAGGCGGCCAUCGAGCGCGAGGGCGAAAAAGGUAGGAGAGAAGGUAAAAGAAGCUUGGAGGUGGCGCUGAAUGAGUUCGAGCUCAUCCACCGAUCGGAGCGGCCCGAGGAGCUCGCGGAGGCGGCGAAGCAGCGCUUCAAAUUAUGUAGGGACGAGUUCGGGAGCUGCGGGUGUUCUCAGAAGGUCGAGGCGCUGGCCGCGGAGCGGCGGUAUUGGUGCGGCGUCCUCGACAGUGCCGCGAUGACGCCGUCGACGCGCCGCCCCCCGCAGGCGCAAGGACCAACGCACCAAGGACAGCGACGACUCCGAAAGUGAUGAAGAAGAAUCAAAACAGAUUGGCUGCUUGACAACAGGCACCUGUCCCGCAAGAGCUUCAUUCAUCGAAUGCACGCCGAGAACUUGUAGUCUAGGAGCCAAGUGCGGCAACCGGCGCCUCCAACGGUGGAAGGGCGGCGGCAUCGACGUGAGAGAUUGUGGCGACGCGCGGGGCUUCGGGCUCUUCGCGUGCAGAAAUUUCAAGGCCGGCGCGCUUAUUGGAGAGUACGUGGGCGAGGUCAUGCGCGCGCGGAACUACGCGCAACUGCGGCGGGAACGGAAGGAGAAGCACUGGUACUUCAUGGCGCUGGACAAGGAGGAGGUCGUCGACGCGAGUCGUCGAGGCGGCCUGACUCGCUUCUUAAACCACUCGUGCGAGCCGAACGCGGAAUGCCAGUCCUGGACCGUUUUUGGCUGUGUGGGAAUCAACCAGUGUGUCGGGUGCACCCGAUAAUUCUUCACGAAGUCAUUUCUCGGCGAUGACGCGGCCGUGCUGGCUCGGUCGAGCGGUGAAGAACCGGCACAGCCACGCCAUCGAGCAGUGUCGCGUCGAUGGCGUGGCGGUCGACGCGGCGAUUCAGGACAAACGCGCCGUAAAUUUGAUUUCCACACAGGUGGAUGGGGAGAAGCGCAUCGCCAUCGUCGCGCAACGACCCAUCGCCGCGGACGAGGAGGUCACGUUCGACUACAGCUGGAAGGGCGACCAGGACAAGUACGAGAAAAGAGCCUCGUCGAAGACGUCCACCAAAUGUUUUUGUGGCGCGAAGAAGUGCCGCGGCUUCCUGGGCGAUCGUGCUGAAGAUUUUCUUGCUUCAUUAGAGGAGGAGGAGACCGAUAAUGGUAGGAGGUUUUUUAGGCGGAAGCUGCGGCCGGACCAAUGCGUAGAUCCGUCGUCAGGUAAACUAAUCAGAAGUGCCUUCGGGGAGGCCGAGGCCGAAGCUGUUGAGAGAACGGUGAACGGCUGGUCCAAGAAAUGUACCAAGGAACCGUCCCAGGAUCUGCAACGGGCCUUCUCAUCAAAAUUGUUCCUGCGCAAGUCCAUGUACGGUAGUGGAGAUCCUAAACAACAUCAACAGCGGUUAUUGCGGCCGCUGGAGUAUUGCGAAGUCAAGGGAGACGGCUGGAUCCUGCCGGCGCUGCACAAGCACGGCGGCGAGGACUUCGAGGCCGUUGUUUCUGAUCCGAGCUUCGACGGACCAAGAGGCGGUAGGACCGCUUCCGAAUUGGAAAGGGCGCUGGAGGCGUGGAUGCGGCCGGCCUCAAAGAAACCGGUGGUCACGGACGACCGGUCGAAGCGGCUCGAGCGCUUCGAGGCCUUCCUCGCGCUGCCUCCUGAUCAAAGAGCGAAGAUCGAGCCCGCUUCCACAGAACCGGCGUGGGCGCGGAAGCUGCUCGCGGCGGCGCGGGCGAACCCGCCGUCGCCCAAGUCGUCGACGCCGCCGUCGCCGCUGCCUUCGUCUCCUACUAGGAAAAAGCGGUCGCUGUCGAACGGUGACGCGUCGCCCUCGCCGCGGAAGCGCGCUGCUGUUGCGAAGGUCCCCUUCCCGGCGCCGCCGCCGCCGGCCUUGACCUGAGCUGCUCUUGGGGUCUUGGGGUUUAUUAUUUAACGACGUUGUGGUAUUUUUUUGCCCCAGGUGUUUAGGCUGAGG